AUGGCUUCCAUCAUGACCUUGCCAACGCAGAAGCAUUUAUCAUCUAUUGAUGCUGUCUUUGGCAAUGAUGACCUUGUCACUGAGAUUCUACUGCGUGUGCCUGCAAAAGCGGUCCUGCAACUCAAGUUAGUUUCCAAGAAAUGGCUUUCUAUAAUCUCCCCCACGAGUUUUGCUAUCCUCCAUACCCGCCGCAAUCCUCAUGCCGUCUCUGCUCUUCUUCUCAAUUUUUCCUCAUUUUUCAAGGAACCAUCUAAGCACAAAUAUGUUUCUCUUGAUGGGAAAUCAUUAGUCUACUUGUCCUAUGAUUUUCUUGAUUUUGACCCCAACAACCGAGGGUGUUUCAGUACAUAUGUUUCUCAGUCAUGUAAUGGCUUGCUUCUGUGUCCUAAAUGGAGAUGGUGUUCAACAGAGAGGUCUCAACCAACAGAUUAUAUAUUCAAUCCUACCACAAGACAAUUCGCAUUGCUGCCACUACCACCUAACGAUGGAAAAUAUUUUACUCGGAUUCAGUUGGUGUUUGAUCCUUUGGAAUCGCCUCGUUAUCGGGUUGUUUGCAUUCAGUUCUUUAAUUCAGAGCUUAAAAUUUAUGUGUACUCAUCUGAGACCAAGGGUUGGAAGCUUUCUGUGAAGCUUGAAAAUUUUAAUCUUUUAUCUGUCAACUUUACUGAUGGUGUCUCUUGGAAUGGUGCUGUUCAUUGGAUGAGUCCUAUGGGGAAUGGUUUAAGUUUCUUGCUUGAUAUGGAAUGCCUUCAGACAAUUCCAAGGCCCCCACUUCCUGAGAAGUGGCAGGAUAAAAAUUUCAGGUACUUCGGGGAGUCUGGCGGGCAAUUGCAUUUUAUUGGGAUUCUAGCAGGAAACCAAAAACCUGAUGAUUUGAACAUGGGUAUUGUCUCCCCUGAUAUGUCUCAUGACCAAAGUACUGAUCAAUCCAUAGUAGUUUAUUCCAUGGAGAGAGGCUGCUCAAAAUGGUUUGCUAAGUACUGUCUCCAUAUGAAUGCCAUUGUAAUGGCAUACCCUGAGAUAACAGGAGAUAAAGAUCCUACAGCCUCACCAUUUUCGACCGAGAAAUGGUUUGAUUUACUGUCGUUUAUCGAGGGGAACGAUGAAGAAGGGGCAUUGCUGGUGCUGAGAAUCUCUGGUGAGAUCAUAUCUUACAGCUUCAAGAACAACAUAUUGAAGAAGAUUUUGAGUUUUCCCCUUAAGCAUGCUACCUGCUAUGCUUUCAACUACACUGAGACAUUAUCUUGUGUUUAA
Molecule: messenger RNA, 1254 nt
Organism: Populus euphratica (Euphrates poplar)
Lineage: Eukaryota; Viridiplantae; Streptophyta; Magnoliopsida; Malpighiales; Salicaceae
Product: F-box protein At5g07610-like
Exons: 1
Coding region: 1-1254 (417 amino acids)
Molecular function (GO): protein binding
Source: RefSeq, a predicted model, not a curated record